ACACAAACACCAUAUACCCCCUGGGCAGGUAUGUAAGAAGCCCCCAGUGAUAAUGAGGGACCCCCCAGAGCCUGCCUGCUCCACCCUCUCACAUCCCCUCAAGAUAGAAAAGCAGCAGGAGAAGCUUUAGCUUCAGGGUCGGAGGGAAGCAGGAGCCAGGCAGUGUUUUCCUUCAGCCGCUCCUCCGCCCAGUCAUGGGGACUUUCAAUCUGUGGACAGAUUACCUGGGUCUGGCAAGCCUGGUGGGGGCUCUGCAUGAGGAAGAGGAGCCUGAUGUCAGGCUGGACCCCAAGCCAGAGCCCAAGCCGAUUCCAGAAAGCCGGAAAGCCAGCAAGGAAUCCUCAACAGCUGAACGCUUGUGCUCAUUCUGCAAGCACAAUGGCGAGUCCCGGGCCAUCUAUCAGUCCCACGUCCUGAAAGAUGAGGCGGGCCGGGUGCUGUGUCCCAUCUUGAGGGAUUAUGUGUGUCCCCAAUGUGGGGCCACUCAGGAGCACGCCCACACUCGACGCUUCUGCCCACUCACCGGCCAGGGCUACACUUCUGUCUACUGCUACACCACCCGGAACUCUGCCGGCAAAAAGCUGACCCGGCCUGACAAGGCAAAGACCCAGGAUGCUGGCCACCGCCCAGGAGGAGAAACGGCAACAGGUUCCAAAAGUGGCAGGAAGCCCUCUGGACCUUCACCUUCGGCCUGCAGUCCCUCCACUACGGCCUAGGAGUCGGAGUGGGGAGGUCCAUGGGGUACCCUUGCCAAGGGUCUGGACACAGGCAUGCUGGAGACUGGACUUGCUUAGGACUCUGAGGCUGGCCACAAGCUUGUUGGAAAUCGCUGCCCUUCCCCUGCCCCAGUCUCGCUUGUGUUGUUGGAUCAGUACCCAAUAAAUGGAGAGGAGUGGAGCCUGGUCUU
Messenger RNA from Peromyscus eremicus (cactus mouse), 907 nucleotides. RefSeq names its product nanos C2HC-type zinc finger 3 (gene Nanos3). Gene Ontology annotation, molecular function: mRNA binding; zinc ion binding. Lineage: Eukaryota; Metazoa; Chordata; Mammalia; Rodentia; Cricetidae. Gene Ontology annotation, cellular component: perinuclear region of cytoplasm. The transcript has 2 exons. Bases 195 to 716 code for a protein of 173 amino acids. Gene Ontology annotation, biological process: oogenesis; negative regulation of translation. The record is from RefSeq and is a predicted model, not a curated record.